AUGGACAGGAGCACGUCAUCAGUUGAUUAUAUUGACGUUGACGAUCACCCUUCAUUCAUGGCUAAAAGUCAAGAAACAAGCCACUCUAACCUACAAAAGGCAGAAAUUUCGUUUUCAGAAAUUGAUUUAGAAGUAAAUCCUCAAUAUAAGGUAUCAGAUCCGACCCAUCAGAAUUUAUAUGGCAAUUUUAUUACGGGAUUUGACGUCACCACUGAGGAGGAAGAUCAUAAAAGAAAACAACGAGCUCUAAGAUUUGGUCUACGAUAUCAGAAUUUAGUUGAGGCUGACCAAACCGAGAAAAUUAAGCAGGAAGACUUAGAACAAAAAAAGAAUGAAAGGUUUCUGCGAUUCGGUCCUACUGAUUCACAGAACAGAAUAAAUAAAGAAGAUGCGGAAAUCGAAAGCUGCAGCGAAUUAGAAUUGCCAAGUUAUAAAAUCGAAGGCGAUAUCCGACUGAACGCUCUACAUCUUCACGGAACCGACGAAAUGAGCACUAAAGAUGUUAUCCGCUAUUUCGAAAAAUUUCCCCCGGGUAGUAUUGAAUGGAUUAACGAUUCUUCUUGCAAUGUUAUUUGGGAUGAUGAAAAUACAGCCAAGCGAGCAUUUAGUGCUAGAAGUCAAGAAAUCUCGCUUAAACAAUCGAUUGUCAUUCGAGAUCAUCGUAAUAUAGCUACUUCUACCGGAAGUAGAAAGGGUAUCGUUACCCAAUCAAGGAAACGAAGAAAUCAGAAAGGACAAGAGAAAUUAUGUUCGCCAGAUAUCGCUAUUGAUAAGGAUGAAAUGGAUGUUGUUGACUCUGGCCAAGACUGUAAGGAUAAUCCUGAUAUCAAGGAAAAUGAUGAAGCCAUGGAAGUAGAUGAACCCAGAAUAAAACGGAUGCGAAUGAGAGCUGAUGAAGAAGAUGAAAAUAAACUAAAAAGAACGGAUCUGCGAUUACUUCUGAAGAAUCGGCGUAAAAAUGAAACAUAUCUCGCGCUAAAUAAUCGGUCAUCUUUGACUGUCGAGAUCAUAAAUGAUGAAUAA
Molecule: messenger RNA, 1023 nt
Organism: Trichoplax adhaerens
Lineage: Eukaryota; Metazoa; Placozoa; Uniplacotomia; Trichoplacea; Trichoplacidae
Exons: 8
Coding region: 1-1023 (340 amino acids)
Cellular component (GO): cytosol; nucleus
Molecular function (GO): mRNA binding; RNA 7-methylguanosine cap binding
Source: RefSeq, a predicted model, not a curated record